AUGAUUUCCGAUUUCCUUAUAAUGCAAGCUAGUGGUCCGUUCUUUCGUUUAUCUGAUAUUGAAUUUCAAGAAGCUGUCAAAAAAUACCCAAGCUUACAACAGGAUACGGAAGUUAAUUACGUAAAGAAUACAGCCACAGGAAGCAUUAAUGUCGGCGAAGAUAAUUAUUUUGACAACAUAAUGAUUCUAAGACAGUUUGAACGAAUGUUUCAGUUGCUCGAAUUUAAAACAGAAUAUAAAAAUCAUCGUUUGGAAAUAUUGGUGGACAAUGCGCGAACACGCAGGGUUAAAGAUUAUUCUAUUAAUGAUUUCGGGAAAGGAUCAGGAACCAGGUGUCCAGUACAAAUGAUUGAAUACACUGAUCAAAAUAAUGUUAAACAAACAUUAAAUUGCUUUUUUACCUCAGAUCCAAUGAAAGGACAAAUAGUGUUGAACGGUGACCGGACUGAAUGUCGCAAGACAAAAUGUCGCGGACAAAAUGUUGCGGACAAAAUGUCGUAUGGACAAAAUGUCGCAGGACAAAACGUUGCAAGACAAAAUAUCGCGGACAUAUCGUUGCGGACAAAAUGUCGCGGACAAAUGGUUGGAAAAAAAACGUCGCAUGUACCUAUUGAAUUAAGAAAAACUGAUCGUGGAGACGAUUUUAUACUUUAUGAAGAUGAUGAAAUGAUUAUUUUUACUACAAAAAAAAAUUUAUCUUUGUUGAAAGAAUGUAAACAUUGUAAAAUAUAA
This is a messenger RNA of Didymodactylos carnosus, 732 nucleotides long. Lineage: Eukaryota; Metazoa; Rotifera; Eurotatoria; Philodinida; Philodinidae. The record is from the annotation of a GenBank genome assembly.